Molecule: messenger RNA, 714 nt
Organism: Emericellopsis cladophorae
Lineage: Eukaryota; Fungi; Ascomycota; Sordariomycetes; Hypocreales; Bionectriaceae
Exons: 1
Coding region: 1-714 (237 amino acids)
Source: RefSeq, a predicted model, not a curated record
AUGGCCACUCAGCAUCACCCCAUCUACGACGUCUUUGCACGUGUCGAGGACAACUUUGGCAAGACAGACCUGGGCUCUUCGCGGUGGUACAUUGCCACCAUUGCCGCCCUUGUAGGCGGCAACGACCCGGACCUGUGCGCCAAUCUCUACACCUACCUCCUCACCAAGCCCGAGUUCUCGACCCCGCCGCAGCGCCAGGUCCUCGUCCGUCGUCUGCGCGAGGCCCUCGUCAAGUCCAUCAGCAUCAUCGGCGUGUGCAAGCCCCUCGAGGCCAUCAUGGCCAUCAACAGGUGCGAGAGAGACGAGGACAAGGACAGGAGCGCCACUCGCGAGGGCUGGCAGUGCGACGAGGCGAACCGCCAGCGCGGCCAGGACUGGCUGGGCACGCUCUACACGCGCGACGCGAGCCAGACGCUGGGCCUGUUCGACGAUCACAGGGACUUUCAGUGGGUUACCGAGAGGAUCACGUACGGCCUGUACCUGAGUGAUCGACAGGUGCUGGAUGAUGUGGAGACGGAGAUGGUCGUGCUGCCUGGCAUCAUGAUCCAGAACUUGAGGACGGAGACGCACUGGCAUAUCCGGGGGACGCGGCGCCUGGGUGUCUCGGCGCACGACGUGAAGCUCGUGUGGGACUCGGUGCAGUUGGUUGCGGAGUAUCUGGGGCUGAUGUUGAACCGGGUGCCUACCGUGGAGCAGGUCGAGGGCGAUGUCUAG